Podospora bellae-mahoneyi is the source of this 1864-nucleotide messenger RNA. RefSeq names its product rRNA-processing protein EBP2 (gene ebp2). The transcript is spliced from 2 exons. Gene Ontology annotation, cellular component: preribosome, large subunit precursor; nucleolus; nuclear periphery. The record is from RefSeq and is a predicted model, not a curated record. The coding region runs from base 259 to 1752 and encodes 497 amino acids. Gene Ontology annotation, biological process: rRNA processing; ribosomal large subunit biogenesis. Lineage: Eukaryota; Fungi; Ascomycota; Sordariomycetes; Sordariales; Podosporaceae.
CACUGGCAAUUGGCCCGCCGGGGUUUUGGUCAUGAAGAAGGCGUUUAGGUUGGUCUGGACCCUGACAUGGUUACACUCAUGGCUUGCUGACUGCUGCCGUUAACCUGCCACCUGAUGCUGUGCCGGAUCCCACAAUGUUGUUCAGUGGGGUUUGGGUUGCAUAGCUUUGACAAUGCCUAUUACGAAUGAGGAUACUAUGAACGGAUUCCAACCAGCAGCGAAGACGACGAUAUUGAUUGGUUUGAAUUGUCAGAUGGGAUGAACUGGAGAUGUCAAAAGGUCAGCGCGAUAUGUAAGUCCCAACUGAGGGUUAGGGUCACUCCUCCACUUCAGCCCACUCCGGCCCCACCCACUAUCUUAUCUUAUCGUCCCAAUCGGCGCGACCAGCCAAAAAAAAGUUUUGGAGUAGUCGCAGCUCAAUCAAACUCGCCCAUUUCUACAGGUUCAAAUCGCAUUCCAAACCACAACCACCCCGAUCCCCACCAACCCAUCACCAAGUCGCACACCAAGCACGACAAGAUGGCCAAGAAGGGCGCAAAACUCGCCGCAAAGGCGCCAAUCGCCAAGUCGCAAUCAAACGGAGUCACAGACAAGAAGAACAGAAGAAAGUCCAACGACCCACCAGUCGAAGCCCCCAUCGCCGAAACCAACGAGGACGAAGAGUGGGAAGAUGAAGACAGCGAGGAGGACUCCAACUCGGAAGAAGAAGGGGGCGGCGUCGACUUUUCCAAACUAGAAGACAUCAACGACUCCGACUCCGACUCAGAAAUCAACAAUUCCAACUCCGAAAACGAGGACAACGACGACGAAGAAGAAGAAUCCGAAAUCGACGUCGACGACCUCAACCUCGACGACAUGGACCCCGAAGAAAAGGAAGAACUCGCCGCCACCACCCGCGUCCGCCAAACAAUCAACAACAAGGACGCCCUCCUCGCCGCCCUGAAGCGCAUCUCCCUCGUGCCCACCGACAUCAAGAAGGCCGCCUCGGUCCCCUUUGCUUACCACAUGACCCUCGUCACGUCCAAACCCACCCAAGAUGUCAUCCCCUCCAUCGACGACGACCUCGAGCGCGAGCUCGCCUUCCUCAAUGCGGCGCGCGAGUCGGCUCUCAAGGCGAGGAACUUGCUCAAGAAGGAAGGGGUGCCGUUUACGAGACCUACCGAUUACUUUGCCGAGACGCUCCGCAGUGAUGAGACGAUGGAGGCGGUGAAGCAAAAGAUGAUUGAGGCCGCAACGGCAAAGAAGGCUUCUGCCGAGGCGAGGAAGCAGAGGGACUUGAAGAAGUUUGGAAAGCAGGUUCAGGUGCAGAAGCAGCAGGAACGGGCCAAGGAGAAGAGGGCCACGUUGGAGAAGAUUAAUGAGUUGAAGAAGAAACGCAAAGACGGCGGCUCUGCCUCUCUCGGUGCGAGGGAAGCAGACGACAUGUUUGAUGUCGCUGUUGAUAACGAGCUUGGCGGCGGCAACAAGGCUAGCGGCAAGAGAGGAAGGUCAGGGGGUGAUCAUGGUCCUCCUAAUGCCAAGCGUCAGAAGAAGAAUGAAAAGUAUGGAUUUGGGGGCAAGAAGAGGUUCGGCAAGAGCGGCGAUGCGAUUAGCUCGGGGGAUAUGUCGGGCUUCAGCGCGAAGAGGAUGAAGAACGGGGGUGGGGCGGGUGAUGGGAAGAAGACGACGUUUAGUGCUAUGAGUGCGAAGGCGAAGGGGAGUAAGCCUAGGUUGGGGAAGGAUAAGAGGAAGGGCGGGGCGGGGAGGAGGUAAGCCCAGAGGUGGGGGUGGUAAAUGUGUAAUAGGAAGAAGGGAGUGCCUGUACAGUGAUUUUUUUAUGGUAAUGCUACGGGGCAAAAUAAAUGUCUAGCGUCAACAACGGAGA